AGAAAAGGGGAACUGUCAAAUAUUCAAUCUCCAACAACAUAUCACCAAACAAAGAGACCAACAAGCAAAAUACCCGAAAAUACUACGAGUUCAUAAUAUCAUAUGCUAUAUAUACCCUAUAUACUCAGAAGAUAUUUAAUUGGUUAACGAAAUGAAGCGCCUGCACAUCGACACAGACGUGCCCAACUAUCCGAGUGGUAAAUGGUCAUGGGACGAGGAAGCUGAUUGCCUGAAAUUUGUGCCACAUAGCGAGAUGGGGGAAGCGGGGGAACGAUUCGUGCAGACGAAUGGAUUCAAGUUCCUGCGCACCCUCGAUGAGAAGGAGGAAACUGUUUUUCGCCAAAAGUAUGUGCGUCCCGGUGCUAGAUAUGAUUUGGAAACCAUUGGGUUAGACGAUGUGCGUGAUCUGGUGCUCUUCAUGAUGCCAAAAGAGUUUUUGACGAUGAAGUUUGUUCGAUUCGUCCACCAGCCAGCGGUGCACAGGCUGUUUCAUGCUUUAAUUAUUUACUUUAACUAUUUUCUUCAAUUGGUAGAGUUUAUUUUAAUACGACGGGACGAAACGACGGUCGCUUCGCGCCAGAUGCAAACCCACCAGACGAGUGAAGUGAAACGAAUAUGGUCAAUGUACCUGAGCCAGUAUCGCCUUUUAGUAGCCAGGAAUUACAGCAUUAUUUUAAAGAGCGAAGGUGAUCUGAAGCAGUUCUAUCACACAAAGGAGAUCGUCCAUAUCACAGCUAAUAUCGAGGAUCGUGCGUUUCAGAAUCAGUUUUUAGCGUUCACAAUUCAAGUCGUUUGGAUUACCCUGCACAGACGGGCUUAUUUCGUUAUUGAAAUGGAAAUGAAUCGACUUUUCUUCUCCGAACAAUUUUUAUUAAAUGUAAGACAGUAUCCGGAAUUUACGCCUGUCGAGCGAAGCUUCCUCUAUGGCCGCAACAGUAAAAUUGUCAACUAUCGUUAUCAAAGAUCGCCAUUGACUCAAGAGUUGAUGAAUAUAGCCGAUGAGGAUUUGCCAAUACUAUGGAUAGGCGAACGAAUCUAUCGUGGCACCGAUACUCGCAUAUCUGAGCUCGAGCUGGAAUAUAUGGUGCCGGGCGUGCAGUUGUAUAUGGCCGACAUAUCACACGGUAUUCUGGGUCAUCCGAAGUCGCUGUACAACACAAUCCUCAGCUUGGACUGGCCGUCCGUUCGCUACGCGAACUUUUCAAUGAAUUAUGAUCCCUAUUAUAUUGUAAGACAGCCGAACUUGCAUAUACCCAACCUGAACACGAGGACGGUGCGCAGAAUGUCGAAGAGCUUACAGCAGUUCUUCAAAUUAUAUUCCAUCUACGAGCAAACUUCUGAUGAGGUUAUUUUGAAUUGGGUCAAUCGCGCUAAGGUCAUCAAACACUAUAAAGCUGGCAAGUCUUUAGAUGGUGUGGCAAAGCGCCCCACGGAGCAUCCGAAAGAUACGCGAAAUGUGAACCAGAUUGUUGACAAGUUUAUAGAUACUAUGGGAAAAUUACGUAAGGAAAUAGUGAAAGACACGGAGCCCGCUGACCGUGUGAAUGCAGCGCCCCAUUAUGUAAUUAAAGGUGAUGAACGAUAUUUUCGAAAAUAACUGCGAUUUAUAUAUACAAAGGCUCAAGUUUGCAAUUUUGAUACAAGUCGACAAGAUAUCGAUUUUCUUCAAUUUCACAACUGUUGCAUUACACUAUGAUUAUAAUAAACUUACUAUAAAUAA
Molecule: messenger RNA, 1720 nt
Organism: Drosophila hydei
Lineage: Eukaryota; Metazoa; Arthropoda; Insecta; Diptera; Drosophilidae
Exons: 1
Coding region: 152-1597 (481 amino acids)
Biological process (GO): negative regulation of phosphatase activity
Molecular function (GO): phosphatase binding
Source: RefSeq, a predicted model, not a curated record